Monascus purpureus is the source of this 1393-nucleotide messenger RNA. NCBI's taxonomy places the organism in Eukaryota, Fungi, Ascomycota, Eurotiomycetes, Eurotiales, Aspergillaceae. The record is from the annotation of a GenBank genome assembly.
UGAAGGUCAAGUAUUUAUCUGCAAAGCACACAUUCACAGAUGGUAUUUUAUAUUUUAUGAGCCUCUAUUCUGGCACUCUCCGUUCUGGCACUCUCCGUUCUAUGAUGGGUAUCUCCAUCCACAGCCUUACAGUCCUUCAUAUCACCCAGUGAAGAAAGGUCCUUCGUCUGAACCCAAGACAGCCUGUCUCCUUUCCCCAAGCAAAUCUUUUCUUAUUCUGGCAAUAGCUGGACAUAAUUCUGCAUGAAACAUGUCAUACCUCCAGCAGCAGCUCAAAAAUUUCAACGCCAGCGUCAUCGACUCGGCGAGUCGACUACCUCAACAGAGGCGCAUCAAUCAGUCAGCUAGCAGCUCUCAAGUACCGUCCUCUGUCCCUACGCCAACACUGACGCCCGGCGGCGAUAUUAAAAAGAAACGUGAUGCAGACAUUGUCUACUCGCAGCCUGCCAAUACCGGCACGGGCAAGGAUAUCAUGACGCAAGUUCUCUUUGCGAUCGAGCAUAUGAAGUCGAAAGGUAUACCGCUCAAGUUCUCGGAUAUCGUCUCGUAUCUUUCCCUCCAAAAUCGUGCGCAUGACCAGGGUUAUGUGCAGGCUCUUCGGAGCAUUCUCCAAGUCCACGAGAAGGUCGAAUAUAAUCCCACCGGCGCUAAUGGGGAGGGUACGUUCAGAUUCCGCCCGCCACACAAUAUCCGCACUCCAGAACAGCUGCUUCAAAAGUUACAAUCGCAGACGACUGCAGCAGGUAUGAGCGUCCGGGAGUUACGGGAGGGUUGGCCAAACGUGGAGGAGACGAUCAAUCAGCUGGAGAAGGAGGGCAAGCUGCUUGUCACGCGGAAUAAGAAGGACGAACAUGCCAAGAUGAUCUGGGCAAACGACCCAUCGCUGAUGCAGCACUUCGAUGAGGAGUUCCGUCAGAUCUGGGAGAAGAUUAAGGUGCCCGAUCAACAAACUGUGAAAGAGGAGCUAGAGAAGGCCGGCAUUACGCCAACGAACAAGAACAAGAUCGUCAAAGUGCGGCCCAAGGUCGAACAUAAGAAGGCCAGGAAGCCUCGACGAAGUGGCAAGACGACUAAUGUCCAUAUGAUGGGUGUCCUGAGGGAUUAUUCCCAUCUCAAACCCUAACAUGGGCGGUUACGUUCUCCUUUUGUCUUUUUCUACUAUUCGGGUUAGAAAAUAUUGUCUUUAGAUUGGAUGGGUUGCCUCAUUGCAAUUGGCGUUUUGGUGCGACUUUUUACCUUGAGGAGGACGGUUCUGUCUUGUUCAGGAGAUUCUUAUGCUUUUGGUCAAGCAUCUUUGAUAAUAUUUCUUUUAAUGCGGUAUGGCCAUGUACAACAAAAGUCUAAGAAAUAAUACCCACAGGGAGCGAAAUGAAUACAUUUUAAAUAUAAAAGU